AUGGCUGCAGUGGCUUCUGCACAAGACGAGGAGGAGACCUUUCUGGCAGUCUUUCCAGAUUCCUCGAAGCUUGAUGCCUAUGGUAUGGCUUUAGACGACAUUGGGGUCUUCGAGGCGGCUGGCUUCCAGCGAGAUCAAGUUGGCAUGCUGGCCACGUAUGGUUUCGUUGACUUUCCAGGUGUGCGCACCUUGCUGCGAGGCAUAGCCGAACGCUUGCGUCCAGGUUGUGUCGACCUUCGUCAGGCUUUGGCCGGGAUGCGCUUCCUGGAUCUGGGUUCCGGUGAUGGCCGUGCAGUCAUCGGUGCCGCCAUUUUGGCGCCGACGUUGGUAGAGUCUUCCGGCGUCGAACUCUCUUUAUCCCGGCACGAGCUGGCUAUCCGAAACAGGUGCCGACUCCCUCAAGGGAUCCAAAACAUUGUGCAGUUUCAGCAGAUCGACAUUCUGCAGGUGGAGCCGACACGUCUGGGUGCCACUGAAAUUGUGUGGCUGGCCAAUCUGCGUUUUCCAGAUGAGACAGUGGAGGCUAUCAACAACUACUUGGAGGAGCACUGUGCAAAAGAGGUAGAUGCAGUCGUUGCAACCCUUCGCAAAUGUGCUUUUCGUCGCGAGCAUGAAAGCUGGACGAUGGAGGUCUCCAUGAGUUGGAACCCGGAAGGGUGGCCAGUCUACUGCUACUACCUGCCGUGCACAACAGGAAAAACGCAUCUCUGCUGUGUGGACAUGGAAUCGCUUGCUUUCCUGACUCCAGUCCUGGCAGGAGCCGGUCCAGCAGCUUCAUCUGCUGUGCCAGUGCGCAGGACGCAGGGACAGCUACGGAGGCCCGUGCAGAGCUCCUUCACUGCAGCGCUGGGCGUGCCCCUGGUCAUCCUCGCAGUCAGGCAAAGAUCCGGCAAGCGGGUCGCAAGACGGGCGACCGUCUUCAUUGACGGAGAAGCCGGGACGACUGGACUUCAGGUUCGAGAGCGCCUGGAGAAGCAUCCCGAGAUCCAGAUCCUCAGCCUGGAUGCUGACAAACGCAAGGACGAGGAUGCUCGCCGGGACGCCCUUCAGACGGCAGACGCAGCGGUGCUCUGCCUGCCUGACGAUGCGGCAAUAGCUGCAGUUGCAUUAGCAGAGGGCUCGAAGACCGUUAUCGUCGAUGCCAGUACUGCGCACAGAGUAUCGGAUGGUUGGAUGUAUGGUUUUCCGGAGAUGAGCGCCGAGCAGGCCGAGGCGAUCUCCACGUCCACUCGGAUCGCGAACCCUGGCUGCUAUCCGACAGGCUUCAUUGGCUUGAUUCGGCCACUGGUAGAUGCUGGACUUCUCCGAGCCGAGUCUGGCUUGGUGGUACAUGCUGUGAGCGGCUACUCUGGCGGUGGAAAGGGCCUGAUCAAAACCUACGAAGAGGAAGAUCACGAGCCUUGGGGAGCGUACGGCUUUGCCUUGAAUCACAAGCAUCUACCCGAGAUGGCAAAGUGGACAGGCUUGCAGGAGGAACCCAUCUUCUGCCCUGCCGUUGGGGACUUCAAGCAAGGAAUGGUAGUGUCCGUACCCCUGCGCUUCUCUCAGCUCCGCGCAGGAACUACAGCAGCAGACGUUCAUGCAGCCAUGGCUGCACACUACGACGGGAAGCAGUUUGUGUCUGUGAAACCGCUGAAUGACAAGGAGGGUAUUCCCGGCCUGGAUGUCGCCAAAUCGCGGGUUCAAAGCCCGAAGAUCUUGCAUAGCAGCCGAGGUAGAAAAAUUCGUUUGCACGAUGAUCUGCUCCCCGUGGACAUUCGCUCCGACGGAGACAAAGCCAGUGCCUGCGAGAGGGGCAGCACCUGCACGAUGGGGCGCCGCACCAACCUGCGUAGCCAUGAAGACCUGUCAAAUGGCCCCUUGGUGUCAGAACCAUGUGAGCUGAGCAGCUGGGCUUUGGAGUUUCUUGCUUUGUGUGCUGUGAGCCUGAAGGCACUCGCCGGCUCUGCGUUGCUCUUUCCGCGCCGCCUGGUUGAGGGCGACGUCCAUACAAAGGCAGUGAAAAAGUGGUUGGAUUCCAUGAUCAUCGGCAUGAGCUUUUGCCCAUGGGCCGGACCUGCCAGCGAGGCAGAUGGAAUUCGCAUCGCCACGAGCAUGGCAAACUCACCCGCGGCUGCAUUCGAAGAUCUGAAAGCCGAAGCCGCAAGGCUGCAAGGAGCUCGGGAUUCAACGGUGACCACCCUUCUCGUGUGUCCUUGCGUGGAGCCUUGGGAUGACUUCGCGAACUUCAACGACUUUCGAGAGACCGAACUUCUGAAUGGGGAGGCCUUGGUGGAGGAAUUCGGUUGCAAGGUGGUGUGCUUCCACCCCCACUCACGGGCAUCUGACAGCUAUGGCCUGCAAGAGGGUGAUGACAUCGUUAUUCGCACAGGGGAUGGUGAGCAGCUGUGUGGCACAGUUCUGAGCAUCAUGCCCGAGGGAGGGGACGGUGCCAGCAACUUGAAGGUUCAGUUCUACGGCAAAGUUGAUGAAGGCGAUGCUGAAAACGGCGAGUUCGGCAUGCAGCCCUUCUCGGAUGCUGCAGAUCGUGUUGAAACGGUCCCGGAACAAAGCGUGCUUCAGCUGAUUGGACGCGAAGCUCUCCAGGAUGAGGAUGCUUGCCGAAGCAUUUUGGGCCGAGCGCCUCGAAUUGUUCUGCAUCUUCUCCGUGCUGCAGAUCUAGAGGCUGUCGACAACCAGAAGGCCUUUGAGACUCUGGAGCGAAAUGAAGAGGUUGUUGAAGCAAUGGGUGAGGAAGAAUUCGAUCGGCGGGUGCAGGAGUGCGGUUAG
Molecule: messenger RNA, 2769 nt
Organism: Symbiodinium sp. CCMP2592
Lineage: Eukaryota; Dinophyceae; Suessiales; Symbiodiniaceae
Source: the annotation of a GenBank genome assembly